AUGCAAUUGCUUGUGAGAGCGCUCCCGCGCUCUGCGGGGGCGGUGGUGCGCAUGCACGUGUGCGCGCUCUCGCACAGUGCGCGCCACUUCGUGGCCGCUCCGCCACUGGAUGAUUCCAAGAAUCAUGUACCCAUUGUCGUCCAAAAGUUUGGUGGUACCAGCCUUGGAACCCCUGAGAAGCUCGAAAAGGUUCUCAACAUUGUUGGCAAGUGGCACCGUGACAAUCGGGUAGCUUGCGUGGUCAGCGCGCUCAGCAGCCAUACCAAAGCCGAGGGUACAACCACGCGCCUGCUCAACGCCGCUGAAAACGCCGUCCACCAGGAACCCUUCCACCAGUUCCUGGACGCCAUUGAGGACACCCACUUGGACGUGGUCUACACCAUGCUCCGCAAGCACGAGAACCGCGAGAUUGUCAAGCAACACAUUAGCAAGGAGCUGCGCAUGGUGCGCCGUUUCUGUGAGAGCCUCACCGUGAUCCGCGAGCUCUCUCCUCGCUCCCAUGACAUGAUCGUCGGCUGCGGUGAGCGCUUGUCAGCGGGCCUGAUCGCAGGCGUUUUGCGCGAGAACGACAUCCCCGCUGCCUACGUCAACCUCUCCAACCUGUUUCGCGAUCCUCUCGACGCCUCCAAGACGGGCUACCACCGCCUCGCCACUGCCGCCAUCCGCUCUUUCCUUGAUCGUGAAGUUGAUGUGGACGGUGUCGUUCCGGUCAUCACGGGCUACAUGGGGGACAUCGAGGGGGGCAUUGUCCAAGGCAUCGGUCGGGGCUACUCCGACCUCACUGCUGCCCUUGUCGCCGCUGCACUCCGUGCGGAUGCACUUCAGGUGUGGAAGGAAUCAGACGGCAUCUUCACGGGCAAUCCAACCAAAAUCAACGCUGCGCGCCUGCUACACAACGUGACGCCCCGUGAGGCUGCGGAGCUCACCUACUUUGGCAAUGAGGUGCUGCAUCCUUUCACCAUGGAGUGCGCGAUUGAAGCACAAAUCCCCAUCCACAUCCUGAAUACCUUCAAGAUUGAUUCGCCCGGGACUGUUGUGGCCCCAGGCCAGCCGUUUCACCGCAUGCAAAGCAAUGGUGUGACGGCCGUCGUAAGUAAAAAGAACGUUCGCGUCAUCAGCCUGGCUUCCAACCGCAUGAUGAGCUCGCCCAAGUUCUUGGCUCGGGUGUUUGAAGCCUUUGGCAACCGUGGCGUCAAGAUCGACCUCAUCUCGACAGCCGAGACCAAUCUCUCAAUCGCCAUUCACGAGUCGGUUCCUGAUGCAGAUGCCGAGGCCCUGCUGCAAGAUCUGGAAAAGGUGGGCGAGUGCACCAUGGUGGACGGACGCGCCCUGGUUGCUAUCAUUGGUGAAGGCAUGAAGAAUCAGAUUGGCGUGGCUGCUCGAAUGUUCCGUUGCCUGUCCGAUGCGGGCGUAAACUUUGAGAUGAUCACACAAGGCGCCUCCGAAAUCAACGUCUCGGUCAUUAUCAACGCAGCAGACGCUGAUAAAGCCAUCGCCGAGAUUCAUGCCGAGUUCCUCGAGGGGUCUGAGGCAGAGGAGCUGGAGGAGCUGGCCGAUCCUGCCAACUGA
Messenger RNA from Monosiga brevicollis MX1, 1569 nucleotides. RefSeq lists its product as uncharacterized. The coding region runs from base 1 to 1569 and encodes 522 amino acids. The record is from RefSeq and is a predicted model, not a curated record. Gene Ontology annotation, biological process: amino acid biosynthetic process. Lineage: Eukaryota; Choanoflagellata; Craspedida; Salpingoecidae. The transcript has 7 exons. Gene Ontology annotation, molecular function: aspartate kinase activity.